Messenger RNA from Colletotrichum spaethianum, 534 nucleotides. Its product is annotated as 2-aminomuconate deaminase. Bases 1 to 534 code for a protein of 177 amino acids. Lineage: Eukaryota; Fungi; Ascomycota; Sordariomycetes; Glomerellales; Glomerellaceae. The record is from RefSeq and is a predicted model, not a curated record. The transcript has a single exon.
AUGAGGACCGGUGUCGGGCUUUACCUCCAGGCUCCUUGGACCAUAAAUACGCACGUUGCCCUGGGAGCAACGCCGCGUAGAAACACCAGCAGCCAAACAGCACAGCAUCACAUUCUAGAUACGCUCAGAGGUCCAGUAAAAACUGCACUCAUUGUGCCAAACAACGGCGAGGCAGCCAUCUUUCCUACGGGGACCGUCAAAGGCCUCGCAAAUUACCCCCGCGGCCGUCUCGCCCCGGCAGCCGUCCACCGCACGCUCUACAUCUCGGGGACGUCGUCCCGCCGUCCAGACGGCACCUUUUCAGGAGCUGGGACCGUCUCCAACAGCCCACCCGGCUCCUACGACGUUGAAACGCCGAGCGAGGGAAGCACCCUCCGGCUCGACGUGCGCGAGCAGACGGCCGCGAUCCUGCGCAACAUCGACGACGUAAUCAAACAGGUAACGAACAACCGGGGCGGGCUGGAGAACAUCAUCGACGCGACUGUGUAUUUGGUGGACAUGAAGAGGGACUACGCAGCCAUGAACGAGGUUUAG